CGUGUUGAUCAAGAUAGAAAAUAUCUAUAAAUAGCGGAAGCUCACAACACUUUGUUAUUCACACAAUUCUCCUAUUCUCAUUCUUUCUUCUAAUACGAUCUUAUUUUUUUUCUUUCAAUUCAAUGAUGAAUAUACUUUGUCCAAGUGUUCACAAUUCUGAAAAACUCUCUCAGAGUGUGAAAAAAUUGACCGACUAUGAUGAUGAUCUCUACAAGUUCUACUAUAUUGCAGAGUCUCAAAUCGCUGCAAACUCAAAUGGUUGCAACGUGGAUUCGCAAAUGAGAAAGAAGGUUAUUGAUUGGUUGAUACAAAAACACUAUGAACAAAAGCUCAAUUCAGAAACCCUUUAUCUUUCUAUCAACAUUCUUGAUCGAUUCCUUUCUAAAACCGAAUUUGAAGUCACAACACAGAGCAACUUUGAACUCAUCGGUGUUACAGCGCUGUUGUUGGCGUCUAAGUAUGAACAAAAAAGCGCAGUUGGAGUUUACGACGUCGAAUACAUGGCAGAUUAUGCUUUUACUCCGGAUGAAAUUUGUGAAAUGGAGAAAAUUAUCCUGAAAAAGCUUAAUUGGGUUUUAUCGGUUCCAACUACUUAUGUGUUUCUUGUUAGAAACAUCAGAUCAUGUCUCUUGCCUGAUGAAGAUAGAAGAAUCAUGGAGAAUUUGGCAUCUUUCUUCUCGGAGUUAAGCUUAACACAACAUUCCAUUAUGUGUGACUACAAGCCUUCGAUGAUUGCUGCUUCUGCAAUGUAUUGUGCGAGAGUUGUUGUUGGAAUUUACCCGUUUUGGAACAAUGAUCUGAAGAUUUCUGCAGGAUAUUCAGAACAGAUGCUAUGGCCUUGUGUUAAGGCUAUGAUGGAACUGUGUAAUGACAUUUGUAGAGACGGAACCAUGGAAGUUUUCAAGAAGUUUUCUAGUCUACGUCAAUCUAGGGUUUCGUGUUUGGCUCAAGAAAUUAUUGAGAAAGCUCUUUUAUCUUAGAAUUGUCUGUGACAACUUUCAUGUACUGGAUUUUAAUAUUCAUAAAGUAAUGUAAAUAUUAUUUUCUAUCAUUUAAUAUGUAGAAAGUUUAUUACCAA
Messenger RNA from Trifolium pratense (red clover), 1078 nucleotides. RefSeq names its product G2/mitotic-specific cyclin S13-7-like. The record is from RefSeq and is a predicted model, not a curated record. Gene Ontology annotation, molecular function: cyclin-dependent protein serine/threonine kinase regulator activity. The coding region runs from base 123 to 980 and encodes 285 amino acids. NCBI's taxonomy places the organism in Eukaryota, Viridiplantae, Streptophyta, Magnoliopsida, Fabales, Fabaceae. Gene Ontology annotation, cellular component: centrosome; nucleus; cyclin-dependent protein kinase holoenzyme complex. The transcript has a single exon. Gene Ontology annotation, biological process: regulation of cyclin-dependent protein serine/threonine kinase activity; mitotic cell cycle phase transition.